Molecule: messenger RNA, 2214 nt
Organism: Aspergillus ibericus CBS 121593
Lineage: Eukaryota; Fungi; Ascomycota; Eurotiomycetes; Eurotiales; Aspergillaceae
Exons: 5
Coding region: 92-2020 (642 amino acids)
Source: RefSeq, a predicted model, not a curated record
GACGGGGGGUGCAGAAUCGACCAGGACCCCUGCAAAUAGCAGCAAGCGUCAAGCUGAUCAGGAUCUCAAAUUUUGAGAUCCUACCGCCAGGAUGACGCAUUUCUUCCACGGUCUGCGAAAGCCGAAGGCAGGCGCCGCGGACAAGGCUGGGAAUACGAAGAGCCGGGCGUGGAUCGAGGAGCGGGGCCGCGACUUUCACCCCGCCUUCGCCGUCGAAAGCCACUAUGACGAGCACCAGGAGAAAUACAUCCCCGCUGAGCUCGCAACAAUUAGGGAACUGGAAAAUCUGCUCAAAGAACAUGACGCCACCGCGUCACCCGAUGAGCCAAAGUUCUACCAAUACUCAUGGCAGAUGGUCCUCAAGACCCUAGAGGAGGCGAAGGAAGCCGGCUCUUCGCGCAAUGGGUGUGCUUCCGCUGCUAUCCAGGGCCUGGAGCUUUUGUCCCCGCUGAAGGAUGUCAUACCCGAUGAAUAUGGGCUGAAUGUUGUCAAAGGCGUUUUGGGUCUGGUAUUCGAGACGACGAAGCGAGGAAUUGAGAACAGAGCCAAGAUCCUGGAGGCCUUCGAGACUGUCCCGGAGACUAUCUUGACAAUCCAGACGGCCUACAACUACUUGAAUCCCACGGAAGAUGACGAGACGCUCUGUAGGGAUUUCUGCAGGACCCUUGUCAUGACAUUGCCCGGGUUGCUGGAUGUCCUGCUAAAGAGGCAGCCAUGGUACCGAAAGGUCAAGGAAGCCCUGACGUUAAGGAUUCGGGAGACUCUAACGGUCGAUCAAGUCCUAUCUGACUGGAAUCGCUACCUCGCGACCAUCAAGGAGCGAUUGGAGCGCAUGAAACUCAAGAUUUCGGCAGCCACUGCCUAUCACAGCACCGAGUCGCAUCGACUGGGGUUGGAAGCGAAUGAGAACAUAAAGGUCCUUCAUGAUGAGCUCCACGGAGCACGCAGCGACAUAAAGGACCUAGUCGCUGAGGUCAAGAAGCAGAUUGGGGCUGAGUACCGGGAGAUCUUUGCCUUUCACAAGGAACAGUCUGGUGCGCAAGCAAUGACAGGACUCCUGUACGAGUUCAGGGCUCUAUGGAAAGAAUCUCGAGAGGAGUACGAGACUCAACAGAGCCAAAUAUUCCGCUUGGAGCGUGCCUACUCAGAUCUGACUCAUGAAAAUGAAGCACUCCGUUCGUCCAUUUCACUUUGCAGUACGAGUUCUCGUGAUACCGAACCUGCAACGAUGGUGUCACCAAUUGAAUUGCUUGGGAUACUUGGAGUCUCGCCGCAUUCUGCACCCCAAGAUCUUGAUAUUGUCCUCCAAGAAGCCAGCAAAUUCAGAGCGCGGUCUCUUGGGCAAGUGCGAUGGCUUGCUAGGACUGAUGAGUUUACUGAGUGGCUUCGCGCUGCGCAGUCAUCCCUUCUCUUAGUGGAUGGUCGCCUGGAUACCAGCCCAGCAACGAUGGUCAGCCCGAUGUCCGUGUUCGUCUCGACAUUCAUCUCCAGCCUGAUCAGCAGCCCUGACUGCCUACCACUGUUCUUCUUUGCAUCGCUACAUGAUGACAAGGAUGCAGACCCUGAACUCAGCGGUCCCACCGGACUGAUGCGAAGCCUCAUCACACAGCUCCUUUUCAGCGAUAAGCUUGCGUCGCCAAACCUUCGUUUUCUGCAUAAAGGUUUCCUUCACGCCUGUGAGAGCAACAACAUCAAAGCACUCUGUGAACUAUUCAGACGGCUGGUCUUGCAAGUUCCCCCAGAUUUGCAAAUACUUUGUAUUCUCGACGGAACUGCGGUGUAUGAACUGGAGCCAACAUGGGGCGAGGAGAUUGAUUAUGUAGCCGCCUUGUUUCAGCGACUCAUUGGAGAUCUGAACGAGGCCAGUUCACUGCGGCUGAAAGUGCUCUUUACGUUUGCGUCACAGAGUCUACAAAUCUCUGACAGAGUGGAGAUGUAUCCUGACAUAUGGCAGUAUGUUUCGCUGGCAGAUGGCCAUGUAGAUCAUCUGUCCCGACUGGAAUAUUAUGAACUGGGGUGAGCCAGUAGUAAGAGAGGGGGAAAAAGAGAAAUGAUUCUUUGUAAGGCGAGUCCGGCGACCAGGACGAUAUCUUGUCCACUAUGGGCGGAUAUCAGGAACUGAAGAAGGGGGUCGCGCAGUCAAUAAAUCUCCAGUCUGUGACUAUCCAUAAGUCCGCGUAGAAACGAAUUAUUUAGAACUCAACUCCUGAAAAG